Oryzias melastigma (Indian medaka) is the source of this 1148-nucleotide messenger RNA. RefSeq names its product putative E3 ubiquitin-protein ligase ARI6. Lineage: Eukaryota; Metazoa; Chordata; Actinopteri; Beloniformes; Adrianichthyidae. The coding region runs from base 62 to 865 and encodes 267 amino acids. The record is from RefSeq and is a predicted model, not a curated record. The transcript has 4 exons.
CGAGAGCUUAACAAAAACAAAAUAGUUCAUUUCUCUGCAGGAUUUUAUAAAUUGCAACACAAUGGGGGGCAACAAAGUGAGUAAAAUGGAAAAAGUCUACAAUCUAAAGGACAAAACCCUAAAAUUUGUGGAUCGAGAGGACGAAUUAGACUUUUUCUAUGAAGGUUUUGAUUCUCCCAGAGCAGAGAUGUCCUGUGGUCACGCUGUGACUCCCAUGUCUCUCACAAACUGGUGCCGCCGGCUGUUGGAUGAGGGGAAGAACAGGUUUGUUUGUGGCAUGACUGACUGUAAUAAGGAGUGGUCUUAUGAGGAGGUCUGUAAAAUGGCUCUGCUGACUCCUGAGGAGAAGGAGUACUUUAAAAAAACAAUGAAAAUCAUCGCUGGCAGAGAACGCAAGAAAAAUACUAAAUUAUGUCCUAGAUGCAAAGUUCCAGUGGUGAGGAACGAUGAGUCUAACUUGAGAGUGCGUUGCCAGGUUUGCUCAAAAAAGAAAAAGGACUUUGAUUUCUGCUGGCAGUGUCUGAAAGAGUGGAAGGGUCCACACCCACGCUCAGACCGCUGUGAGAAUGACGGCUGCUACAGUGAAGCUCUGAGAACUUUGAGGAACUGCCCAAAUAUCAUCUUUGAAUCGGUCAUAAAAGUUAGAGGAUGUCCUUCCAUCAGAGCCUGUCCCACCUGUGGAUCUCUGGUGCAGCACAGUUCACAAUACUGCAAAAGCAUCGUGUGUCCUCGAUGUAAGGUCAAGUUUUGCUUUGUGUGUCUAAAAAUCAUGACUGAAUGCACAGAAACAAGCGAUCCGUAUGAACCCUGCUCCAGUGGAGUCGCCCCCAGACAGACCUCCAUCCCUGUGUGGCAUCAACAGUGACUUACUGACAUGUCAGGUGUGCAAAAGUGUUCAGAAAAGGUUAUUUUAAAGGCACGUGUGUGGCCAUAGCUGAUAAAAAUCUUUUACUUUUAAGUGUAUAUGCUCUUAAAACACACUUUUUAGUUUGGCUUUCAAUUAAAAUGAUCUAUUUGAGUGUUUUUUUUGUAUUUAUUAAUAGUUUUAUGUCUUAUCUGUUAUGUGUUUUUACAAAUUUUAUGCUUUGUUCAGCACUUUGGUGAACCUUGUAUUUGUGUAUAAAUACACUUAAUGAGUUGAACUUUUA